CACCAUCUGCGUCAGUUGUGCUCGAACAAGAAACAGUUCCGGACCCGGUGUUUCCCCCCGUACCAUCAUCAUCAUCAUCAUCAAAACGCGCUGUUUACAGUUGUUAGAAACGGAGAGAAAAGUGCUCGAAGAACCGAGAAUCCAUCAAAAUGCAGCGUUCCAGUGUGCAAUCGUCGUCGUCGUCGUCUUCGCUGUUGGUGGCGUUGGUGUUCUUGCUGAUCGGGGCAGCUCUCCCGGUGAAAUCGCUGGAUGUGUUCAAAGAAUGUGCCGGUGCGAAAAGUUCCGUUUCCUGUUUCGGAUCCAAGAUGGUGCAAAGUGGGUUGAAGCGGUUGUCCAGUGAAAAGUCGCUGCAACUGUUCCCGGGUGUGGAUAUUGUUGAGGCACCGGUGGACAGCAAUGAGCCCGAGGGUGCUCGGUCGUACAACGAUAAGGAGGAUUCGAGUGUGUUGGGGCGCAUCGCUCGGUAUCUGAGCAGCCACGAGAUGAAAAUUAACUUCGGCGAGUUGGCGCGUAAAAGUAACUUCCAGAAUGCGAUCGGAUCGAUGGUGCGAAAUGUCCAAGAUGAUAUGCUAGGCGAAAUGGCAGAAGCCCGCAAAAAGGACAAGGGAGGCCUCGGAAUGAUCCUGCUGAUGAAGGUGAUGAUGAGCAAAAUGCUGGGAGCGCUCGGAUUCGGUGCGGUGGCAGCGCUGGCCAUGAAGGCCCUCGGCGUCUCGAUGAUGGCCCUGGUGAUGGCUGGCGUGAUCGGGCUGAAGAAACUGGCCGAUGGAGGCGGUGACAACAAGGGACGCCAGAACUACGACGCCGAUAUCCAGGUGCUGGAUGGUGGCUACGGAGGAGACCAUUACGACCGGGUGGAUUCCUCGGCCGUUCAACGACGACGACGACGACGCUCGCCGAGUUUGGCGCCCUACCGGGGAUGGACCGAGGAGGAGAAACAUGAUUAAACGAAGAGACGACGGGCGGUGAAAUAGAGGCUGAAACGACAUUCGUUAGUGUUGAGAAUUACUGAAAACCAAUCGUUGGAAUUGGUUAUUUAUUUAUUUAUUGUUAUUUAUUUUAAAAAGACAGACGCUUCUAAAUAAACGAAUUACUUACUGAA
Molecule: messenger RNA, 1099 nt
Organism: Aedes albopictus (Asian tiger mosquito)
Lineage: Eukaryota; Metazoa; Arthropoda; Insecta; Diptera; Culicidae
Exons: 2
Coding region: 150-944 (264 amino acids)
Cellular component (GO): membrane
Source: RefSeq, a predicted model, not a curated record